AUGGUAUUACAUUCCCAUGUGUCACUGGAUUCUGAUGGGAAUGUCAACGCAAAGAUGUGUCAAUCAAACUGUUUCCAUGAAUUAAGUCGGUUUCAAAUGUCAUGGCUUGUCUGGGUUCCGCUGAUCCUCGUUUUCUCUCUGGCGCUGUACUGCAGUGACACCAUCACCAUCAACACUCACCACAUGUACAACCUCAACAUCAUCACUUUCCUUGGGCCCGCACGGGAACGGCGGCUGCCUCAGUGUAUUAUAAUUGGCGUGCAGAAGUGUGGAACAAAGGCUCUGCUUGGGUAUUUAGAUCUUCAUCCACACGUGGAAACGUCUGAACGUGAAGAUCAUUUUUUGACGACGACAGCAACUAUGGACGAGGCAUUGAGUGGUAUCUCAGCACAAUGCCGAGAUCACGUGCCAACCAAUACACAGUGGAGAAAAGCCCCCGAUAUUUCAUUGACCAUAGGACGAAAUCCAAUGACUCGACUGGUAUCGGAUUAUUUACAGUCACACUAUAAAAGAGUCAAACGCAACAAGACCCAUGUUGAUUUUGAAACGUUCGUUCUAGACCCCUUAACACGUGAGAUUAAUGUUCAAUUACAGGCCGUGCAAGUCAGCAUUUAUCAUCAGUUCUUUUCGAGAUGGUUCUUCGUAUUUCCCAGGAACCAAAUUCAUAUUGUGGACGGUGAAAACCUAAUCAUCGACCCUGUAGCUGAAAUUUCCCCGAUUGAACAUUUCCUCGGCAUUGAGCAUCGGAUAACCUCCAACAUGUUAUAUUUCAAUACGAGUCGUGGAUUUUACUGCAUGAGAAUUAAUGUAACGAAUGAGAAGUGCCUUGGUGCUUCUAAAGGAAGAAAACAUCCAGAGUUCAAGAAGUCUCUGAUGAAAAUACUUGACGACUUUUUCAGGCCCCACAAUGUAAAACUUUUCCAAAUGUUAAAUAGACGAUUUAAUUGGAGUUAACUGGUAACUGCU
Messenger RNA from Haliotis rufescens (red abalone), 966 nucleotides. RefSeq names its product heparan sulfate glucosamine 3-O-sulfotransferase 5-like. Gene Ontology annotation, molecular function: [heparan sulfate]-glucosamine 3-sulfotransferase activity. The coding region runs from base 1 to 954 and encodes 317 amino acids. The transcript is spliced from 3 exons. NCBI's taxonomy places the organism in Eukaryota, Metazoa, Mollusca, Gastropoda, Lepetellida, Haliotidae. The record is from RefSeq and is a predicted model, not a curated record.